Molecule: messenger RNA, 3210 nt
Organism: Sphaerodactylus townsendi
Lineage: Eukaryota; Metazoa; Chordata; Lepidosauria; Squamata; Sphaerodactylidae
Gene: PLPP3
Product: phospholipid phosphatase 3
Exons: 6
Coding region: 657-1601 (314 amino acids)
Biological process (GO): phospholipid metabolic process; canonical Wnt signaling pathway; phospholipid dephosphorylation
Molecular function (GO): phosphatidate phosphatase activity
Source: RefSeq, a predicted model, not a curated record
UGUCAUGUGUCUAUGUCAGCUUCAGGAAGGGGACUGUACUUGGAUAGCCCAUAAGAGCCUUUUAAAAAGGGGUGGUGGUGGAAAGGAUCUGAGGAAAUAAAAGUGCAGAAACAAGCAGUCGGAUCACACAGCGGCGGCAGCAGCAACAGCGGCUACUUGCCGACGAGAGCAGCGCUGCUCGGCUAAUGCGGCUCCCAUUCAUUGCGCAAGGGAAUUUCAACGCACACUUGGCUUAACUAGCUGCUAAGCUAAAUUCAUAUGGUCGGAAAGCCCAGCCGGGAUUGGUCGAUUUCUAGAUCACGCUGGGCAAAAAGGCUCGAUUUCGAUCUUUGAUUUAAACUUCCAGCCUUUGCAAAGACUGACUCAUUGACGAUCUAGAGGGAAUCACGCACUUUCUUCCCUUCUCCCUUUUCAGCUUGGGAAGGGGUGAAAAACUUGAGGCCAGAUUUAAAGAGCCUACUGCAAGUUAGCGACAACAACAAAAGUCUGUGAAUCCGCCAGCCCCUUCCUCCUCCUCUCUGCGAGCCAAGAGCCUGGGCGAGAAGCCGGCAGGCAGCAGCAGCAGCAGCACUUUCAUCGGCUGGAUUUUGCUUCUCUCCGUACCGCAACUUAGUCUGCUCCCAGCUGUUGUUUGGAAGGGCGAUUCUCCCCACACGAUGCAGAAUUACAAAUACGACAAAGCGAUUGCUCCAGAGAGCAAGAAUGGGGGCAGCCCUGCCUUGAACAAUAACCCGACCAAAAGCAACAGCAAGAAAGUUUUGCUGAUUUGCCUCGAUCUCUUCUGCCUCUUCAUGGCUGGCCUACCAUUUCUGAUAAUUGAAACAAGCACAAUUGCGCCCUAUGAACGAGGAUUUUACUGUAACGAUGAGAGUAUCAGCUAUCCCUUGAAAAGUGGAGAGACCAUCAAUGAUGCUGUCUUGUGUGCUGCAGGCAUUCUCAUAGCCAUACUUGCUAUCAUAAUAGGAGAGUUUUAUCGGAUCCACUGCUUGAAGGAGAAGUCCCGAUCAUUCAUCCAGAACCCAUAUGUGGCAGCUUUGUACAAACAAGUUGGUUGCUUUGUCUUUGGUUGUGCCAUCAGCCAGUCUUUCACAGACAUUGCAAAAGUCUCUGUUGGACGCUUGAGACCCAAUUUCCUGGCAGUUUGCAAUCCAAAUAUUUCACUAACUAACUGCUCAAAAGGUUAUAUUGAAGUUUAUCGGUGCCUUAAUCCAGAUGAAAGCAAAGUUCAGGAAGCCAGGAAAUCUUUCUUCUCUGGCCAUGCCUCAUUCUCCCUGUACACCAUGCUUUAUUUGGUGCUGUAUCUUCAGGCCAGGUUCACCUGGAGUGGUGCCCGCCUGCUGCGUCCUCUGUUGCAGUUUACCCUGCUUAUGAUGGCCUUUUACACAGGACUGUCUCGUGUGUCUGACCACAAACAUCAUCCAUCAGAUGUACUGGCAGGCUUUGCACAAGGGGCCCUGGUAGCUUACUGCAUAGUGUUCUAUGUAUCAGACCUCUUCAAACCGAAAACAAAGGCAUCUCUGUCUCCUCCUCCUCCAAUCCGGAAGGAAAUCCUUUCACCUGUGGAUAUCAUUGACCGGAACAAUCAUCACAACAUAGUGUAAAUGACUGACAGUUUUUAAUUUUUUUGUUUUUGCAAAAUGACUGCUGACAGCAACUACCUGCUGCUCUCAAUCUCAUCAGACAGUAGAAUGUAGGGAGAGACUCUUACCUGACCAAUAAGGUCUUACUUGGUGGCCUUUAUAUUCUUACAUUUGUAUAAAAUGCGUGUUGUUUAACUAGGUCUAAGGCAAAACGACAAAACAAUUCAAAACAUGCAGAAAUUCUAAAUGUGCAAUUGGCUGAAUGUUCAUGUUGUAGUGAAUGCUGAAUUGUCCAUAGUUUAAUGAACACUAAAUGAUUCUAGGAAAUUGGCCAUCUCUGCAUCUUGUUUUCGCUAUGAUGACUUCUAAUUUCUGUUGAGAAAAGGCAAAAGGAAAAGAAAAAACCCUCACUAUCCCAGACUAUAGCACUGUCUACCAGAAAUAAGCACUGAUUCAGGAUUUGUGAUCACUCUCAAUAUAUCUGUUUUAUUUUAUAUAUUGUUUUCCUUUGACUUCAUUCCAUACUGUGACAAUUUUGGCUUAGAAGAAGCUUGCCCAAUAAAAUGUUGCAAGAGUUUCUAUUCCCACUACACAAAUCUUGGGCAGUGGGGCGAACACUUUAUACCCGAUUAAGCAUAAAGGGAUCCAUUCUCCAUUUGGUACACAACACAAUUCACAGAUUUUUUUUCCAGCUAUUUUUCUCAUGUCCCUCCAGCGUCUUUUGAUAUUCUCCAUGUUCACAUUUUCUUAAAUCCUCUAUUAAGCAUCACAGAGCAGGUUAGACAUCAAAUGAGGGAUGCUUGAGAAGUAUAGGAUCCAUGUCUUUCCAUGUGUAUCAUUACCAAAACUGUCUGAAAUGUCCAUCCCUUUAUAGAAUUUUUAAUGUCCUGUGAAAUCUCCCUCUUGCUUCCACUGACAUACAGAAAUUGAUAAAAGUAAUUUCUGAACAGUUAAGGGCCAACUCAUUUUAAAUUCACAGAAUGUUCUUUUAUUAGUUGGUUAGUGUUGUUGAUAUGUGUUAGCACUAUGAGAUCUGGGCUUGAGACCCAGAGAACAUGGAUUCUGCAAAUCUGGGAUGGACUGCUGGGCAGAACUGUCCUAGUAUGACAUUUAGUGAAAUCCCUCUCCUUAUUUUCCAUGACCAAGAAAAGGAGUGAUUAUAAACUAUUAAUUAGACAGUAGGCCAAAAGCUGCUCGCAGUAUCACCAAGGGCAUAUGAAGAAGACAAACAGGAGCAGAACUUUGCCCAGUAACUCUCCUUCUAGGCUUUUGGAUAGAAUUCCAGAAGACAGCUGUUUUGCAAAAUGUUUUAAGAACUGAUCAGCGAAUGCUAACCGAGCAGACUGGCCUUUGCACAUCCUUGUCAUACAGAAUCCGUCCUUUCAUUUCAAUUCUAGCAAGCUAUGAUUUUUAUAAAUAUAUAUAAAUAUUAUAUAAAUAAUGUAUAAAACAUUAAAAAUUAACUAUGUAAAAUAUUAUUUCUGAAACAAUUUUAGAUAUAUCCACUAUGAUUAUAAACUGUGUUUUGACCUGUGUUAUUUACAUUUUGCUGCUUAAGAAAAGCAUUGACUUAAUUUUUUAUAGUCAACUAAAAUAUUGUAGUUCUGUGGUAGCAAUAUUUUAAUGAAAA